GUAGAUGAGCAAGUAACACAAAGGAAUGUUGAACAAGUGGAAGGCGGGUGACCCAGGCUCCGUUGUCGGCGCCUAGACUUCAGCCGGGACCUGGAUCCUCUGGGGCCACCUGCCAGGGAGAUAGGACCAUGUGGCUGCCCUCAGCUCUUCUCCUUCUCUGCCUCCCAGGCUGUUUGUCACUGACGGGCCCCGGCUCUGUGGCGGGCACCAUGGGGAGCUCUCUGCGUGUCCGGUGUCAGUAUGAGAAGGCAUACAAGGGGCAUAAUAAAUACUGGUGCCGAGGAAAGUAUGGCACAGUGUGUCGAAAGAUUGUGGAGACCAAAGGAGAAGAGAAAGAAAGGAGGAAUGGCCGCGUGUCCAUCAGAGACCACGCGGACAACCUGACCUUCACAGUGAUCAUGGAGAACCUCAGCACGAACGACGCUGGGUCCUACUGGUGUCGAAUUCAGACCAUCUGGAUCCUGGAUGUGUUGUCCAGGGACCCCUCCGUCCAGGUUGAGGUGUCUGUUUCCCCAGCACCAAGUACCACCCCAGGGAGCACCGCCUGUCUGGCUGUACCGGCCAGCCCCCUGACAGUGAAUGACGGACAGAACCUCAGCACCAAGGAGAUAUCAACCGGCUGCCCAGGGUCCGAGCUCAGCAAUGUCCACUUCCUGCUCCUGGUCUUCCUGAAGCUGCCCCUGUUCCUGGGCAUGGUUGGGGCUGUCCUCUGGGUGAACAGACCUCAGAGGCGCCCUGGAGGAAGAGAGAGACAGCUUGACCAGGGAGGUCCACUGUGCAGGGUGCUGUCCCCAGGAAUGCCCUGUCCAGGAAUACAGCUCUUCAGACUGGACAAGAGAGACCUUCAGAUUCUGGGCUCCAGGGCAGGGGGACAGCAGUUGCUAGAUUCUGGAAGGACUCAGGUCUUCUGGGGGCGCUGGUCCAGGGAGGGUCCUGGAUCUUAGAAGACACUCGUUCUGAGUCCUCAGGUGAAGAAGGGCUCAGCCACCCCUGCCCUUGCUUGGGGGUUCUCUUUUCUCCUCCCCAGAUCUCCUGAUUCCUGGACUUCACACCCACGUCCCAAGGGCCAGAAUUCUCUGGAAGUUGCGUGCUCAGAGGCCUGACAUUUUACUCUUCUCCUUGGCACAAAAGCUUCUUGGUUCAGCAUUGCCAGGGAAAUGCCCACCUCCUCCCUGCAGACAGGAGGCUCCCUGAGGACACAACCCUCCCAGCUUCAGUCCUGGGCUCACAGGGCUCCAUCUGCUUCUCUGGGACAAUUCCAAGGGAGUUUAGUCCUGACAGAGUUUGCUCAUGCAGCUGUCCUGUGAGCUCAGGGUUAUUUCCUCUUUUCCAACGCCUCUUGGGCUUCAAACCUUCUUGUGUCCUUGUGACCGGUGUGUGACUUGGCUGAGUGCAUCUCUGUCUAGCUCAGCCACAACUGAGCAGCUUCAAGUUAAAAUUCUGGGGCUGUUUGGAGCAGUAAUGGUAGAAGGAGGCAGUGGAUACCUCUAAUAUCACUCUGGGAAUUCAAUAACUUGGAGGGUCUCCCGUGCAUAGAGUCAAUGGAGAGUCCAGGUUUAUCCAGUUUAGGAGAAGUCUGGUUGAGACCAUCCAUCAACAAUUAACCAUUUUUGCAGAAGAGGCAGACAUAGCUUCAAACACAGGGUAGAGGACCCAGAGGAAAGGAGAUGUUUCACCACGUUGGGAUCGUACGACACCACCAUAACCACAGACACCCUUAGCCCAGGGGAGUUGUCAGUUGGUUCCUGGAUGCAUAUCCAAUACUCCCUCCCUGAAGUAUGCAGGCAAGAGUUGCACAGUCUGUCAACAUUUCCACUCACCUUUCUGCAUCCAUAGUGACCCUUUUCCUUUGAGAGCUCCUCUGAGCACUGAGUUCUCAGGCAGGGCUGCUGUUCUCUGAACCUGAGCUCUGAUGUGGCUCCCAUAAGGGUGUGUACAUUCAUGGCAUCUCAGGGAGAGGUGGGGCUGGCCUCAGACUCGGCUGAAGGAAAACCUCAUUCUAAAGAGGCACAUACUAAUCAUGACCGUAAAAUAUACACAGGGUGGUAUAGGAAGCAUAAUAAUGGGCAAGAGAAGAGCUUGCAAUACACCUCAUAAGGAAGAUAAACUCACACGUCAGUAGAGCACAGGCAGGGCUAGCAAGCUCCACGGGGCAGUCAUAGGCAAAAUGCUACAUGAUGUCAGAGGGGAAAAUAUUAUGUCACACCGGCUGGGUCAGUGGGAGGAGGUGAUAUUUGAGACUGACCUUCAAGGAGGUAUAUACUUUCAUUCAAGUGGGGUGGUAAGGUGGGGUUGGGGAGCCGCGGGAAGGAACAUAUCCAAAGCAGCAACAGCAGAAGUGAAAACAGGGAGGCAGAAAAUACUCAUUGUAAUAGUCAGUCAGAGAAGACCAAUCAGCAGAGUGUGAGGUUCACACACAGUUUCGCAUGGUGGAGGUGUGUUUAAGAUUCCGGUGGGAUGAAGUUGUGGCAGUGCAGUUUUAACUGCAAAACCUGGGAAGGCCCAGGAAAAGUAAGGUUGGGGUGUGCUGAAGGGGUUUGGACUCCAACUUCUACUCAGGCUUUGACUGAGACGCUUGGAUGAAUUUGAGCAGAUCAACAUGGAGUCAUGGAUAUGUUUUAGGAAGGUUUACCCAGCUGAUGAGUAAGAUAGUCUGAUAGGAAGAGUCUGGAUGUACAGAGAUGUCAAGCCUGAAAGACCAGAAGGGUAGGGCAUCAUUGAGAGAAAUAGGGAAGUCGGGAGCAGGCUAGAGGGAUACAGAGCUUGGUUUUCUCCAUGACACUGGGAUUACCAGGCAUAGAGGAACAGUCGGAAGCUAGAGACGUGGGUUAGCAGAGUAUUCAUGCUGCAGUGAAGAUGUGUGGGGUGGUAAACUGGAGCCCAGGGAGAGGGAGAAUCGUCAAGGGAAGAGUUCAGGACCAAGGACAGAGUCUUUGAAGCGCCUGCAGUUAGGAGGGACUGGGAGCUUCCCAGGAAGUGCUAGUGGUAAAGAACCUCCUUGCCAAUGCAGGAGACAGUAAGAGAGGCCGGUUAGAUCCCCAGGUCAGAGAAGAGCCCCUGAGGAAGGGCCUGGCAACCCACUUCAGUAUUUUUGCCUGGAGAAUCCCAUGGACAGGGGAGCCUGGGAGGCUACAAUCCAUAGGGUUGCAAAGAGUCGGUCAUCACUGACCUGACUGAGCAUGGACACAUGCAAGACAAUAAACAAGCAAUUACAUGGAUCAGUAUUGGGGGAAUUGACAUUUUACCACGUUGAGUCUUCCAUCCACAAAUGAGGUGUAGCUCUCAAUUAAUUUAAAUAUUCUUUGACCUCUGUCAUCAGCAUUUUGCAACUUUUAGCACACAGAUGCUAUGCAGGUUCCAUUAGAUUUUUACCCAGGUAUUUCUUCUUUGGGGGGAAGCAGUUAUGAAUAGUGUUUUAUUUUCUACCAACUUGUUGCUAGGAUCUAGAAAUAUGAUUCUUUUGUGUGUGUAUUGAUCUUGUAUCCUGUGAUCUGGUUGAACUCAUUUAUUGGUUGAGCAGUUUGUUUUUUUGGUAGAUUCCAUGGGAUUUUCUACAUAGACAAUUAUGUCAUCUGAGAAAAGGAACACUUUUAUGCUUCCUUUCCAAUCUUUAAGUUUUAGUGGUGUCCUGGAGGCCCGGGGGAGCCCAGGGAAGGUUUAAAACACUCUAAUGCCAUGUAGAGGAUGUGGCACUGUGGGUCCACUGCUUUCAGCCAUUGCUACUUUUAAAAGAGAAGCUGGGGGACUUCCCUGGGGUCCGGUGGUUGAGACUCCAUGCUUCCAAAGCAGGGGGUGUGGGUUUGAUCCCUGGUCAGGGAAUUAAGAUCCCACAGGCUGCAUGGCAUGGCAAAUAAAGAGAGAGAAGCUGGAGGUGAAAUCUCUCAUGUUUAUGUAUGGGCAAGAGAGUCCAUUAAUAAAAUACCAUGAUCAAAAC
Messenger RNA from Bubalus bubalis (water buffalo), 3934 nucleotides. It is a transcript of the gene CD300E, whose product is annotated as CD300e molecule. The record is from RefSeq and is a predicted model, not a curated record. Bases 129 to 944 code for a protein of 271 amino acids. Gene Ontology annotation, cellular component: plasma membrane. The transcript is spliced from 4 exons. Lineage: Eukaryota; Metazoa; Chordata; Mammalia; Artiodactyla; Bovidae. Gene Ontology annotation, molecular function: transmembrane signaling receptor activity.